This is a messenger RNA of Exophiala bonariae, 1236 nucleotides long. RefSeq lists its product as uncharacterized. Lineage: Eukaryota; Fungi; Ascomycota; Eurotiomycetes; Chaetothyriales; Herpotrichiellaceae. Bases 1 to 1236 code for a protein of 411 amino acids. The transcript is spliced from 2 exons. The record is from RefSeq and is a predicted model, not a curated record.
AUGGCUGGGCAAUCAGUGUCUACUACACCAACUCACGGCAGUUUAAGCGUGCAACACAAUACAACUUCUUCAACUGCGUCCGCAGCAGUCGCAAGUCCCUCAGCACCGGCUAGACCUUUAGCGUUAAAUACAGCAGCCCCAACUCCCCGUGCGAGAUGGUGGACAUCCGCCCGCAAGCACGUAACAACAGAUCGAUUGAGCUUAGCAACUGCUUUCCUGGGUCUGGGUCUCGCAGUCUACUUUUUUGUUGCACCAUACACACUCGCAAAGGCCUCCUUGGCUGCCGCCGAGAAGGCUAACAAGAUAACGCUGUGGAAAGAUUGUCGAGACCGAGAGGACUUGAGAACCUCGGAAUUAUGUCAGCAAUAUUUGAAUGUAACUCUUGGUUCAAUUGUCAAGCGGUACGCCUCUGAUAUGUGGGCCCAAGUUAAAGAGGCUAACAGCAAACCACUUCGGGACUGGUCCUCAUCUACCACAACGAACAACUUGCAAUUCGGUCCUGUUUUCAAACUCACAUGGCUCGCAGUUAACCUUUGCGCUCUAUAUACCCGCUUCCGCAGCAUGAAUUGGCGACCUGAGGCCUGGCACGGUACUGCAAAAUAUGUCUCUGUUUCCGGUGUCAUUGUCUGGUUCACAGCAUGCCUCAAUGCUCUAACGCUCUCCGGUGCCGCCGCAUUAAUAGCACAGCCGCUUGGUUCCACUGUAGGUUCUGCCUGGGUGGCGAGAAUCGCUAUUCUAUUCAUAAAGAGACUAUUUGUCUCAUUGAUGGGCUGGGCACUAUUGCGCCGUGCAUGCUGGUAUAGUGGUCUCAAGAUCGCGCCUGAGGUCAACUAUGAGCCUCCAGGGUUUCCGAAGCUUAACUUUGCAAUCCUUAUCACAGCUGCUGGAAUGUCAUUGUACAUGUUCUGGAUCCUCGUUCCUCUGGCCCAUACCGCCGAAUGGCAGAGUAUGUUCGAAUGGAAAGUAUCACUAUUUCUGAUAGGAGCAAAACAGACGGGCGCUCUUUUCGGACAAUGGAUGGAAGACCUUGCGAUGGGUAAAGGAGGUAAUCACGAUGUCGAAAGUGUCAUUCAAGAACGCAGAGAGCGCGAUGCAAGAGAAGUGUUCUCAGCAGACUAUGAUUCUCUGUAUGAGGCAGUGCUCGGCGUUUGGCGUGUCAUUGCUGGUGUGAUCUGGGGUGUGGAUGCGAGCCGACGCCAUCCACCGGGCUAUUUGAAGCAUAUAAAGGAGGAUUGA